AUGAGGCACGUUGGGAAUACUGCGAAAGCUCUUCCCAUGAUGAAGAAAGACUUUACGACUCAUUCAUACCUCAGAAAGCUGAGUAGGGUUUCGAUGAGUUAGAAAAAUUUUGUGAUAUACAUAGAUACUAGAAACUAGAAUUUGAUUAACGAACAGUUUGCACAGGUUACUUGCGUUUUCAUGUGUAAUCGGAACCAAACAACAGGCUCUUGUAGUUUGGCCGGGUAUGGACUGCAGCAGAUGCAGCUUAGAUUUCUUGUUUAUUUUGUAGAAAUAGCAAUAACUACUUAAUUACCCUUUGCCCUUGUGGGUUCUUCAGGGCCAAUAAAAAAACUUGGUACUACCGUGAACAAAUCUAGAAAGGCGGUCAGGGGGGGCCUGCGGGACCAAACCUGGGGCUUACGGAAUAUACGUCCUGCGCUCUAAGGGCGCUCGUCCACGUUUCCUCCUCUAUUUUAAUUUCAACAUCAUCAUCAUCAUCAUCAUCACAUCCUUUAUUUAAAAACUUAAAGCGCAUGCUUGUGGGGUCGUGUAAGACUAGUUACAAUCUAUAGAACUACAAUAAAUCUCUUAAAAAUAAUAUUCGAUAAGAAUUAGGAAAGAUACAAUGUAUAUGAGAUUUGAAAUGAAAUUAUACAUAAAGCACCAAUAAGUAAUUGACUAACAACAUUUAAAAACAAAAAAUAGACUAGCUGUGUGGCACAGAUCUACUUCGUUAACAUAGUUGUCCUUCUUCACUUUGCAAUACAAAUACGUACCAUGAACAAAUUCAAAUUCAGAAAGUACGAGUAAAUACGAGGGACAAUAAUGUUAUUGCCUCUUUUGAAGUUGUAAGCCAUACAGGGUUUAUUAAUAGUCAAAUGCGAUAAUGCGGCAGGUGCUUCGCCUUUAAAUACGCUGUGAAAUAGUCUAUAAUAGUAGGUUAAUGUAUUCCAUUUCGAAUACUGCAAGACCUCAGCAGCGGGCGUGUUCCAGGGCAAGUUGUAAACUACUCUGGCUGCCUUGCCCGCGUCGCAGAUGCUCUACAAAUAUUUUUGACGAGUGCGUGGACCGGCUGCAACGCAGGCUAUGGCUGCCCUGCGAUGAAGAAUUUUCGGAGAAUUUUAAAACGGAAUCCAUCAGGAAAUUGAGUAAUUUAAAUUUUCAGUCGACAAAACCCAUCACCAGAAUAAUUUAAACAAUAUCGCAUUCUUUUUUACAUUUUUCAAGGGCUAUAGACGUAGUUAGUUGUCUGUAAUAACACCAAAGAAAAUUCUCAUGGGAGCCCGAGAAAAUAAGUGUCAAAUUUCACAAAUGACAUCUUUCACACGUAAUUUUCAGAAUUUUACCUGUGUUUUUCACAACUCUUGAAAAAUUUAAGAUCUAUUUUCUCGGGCUCCCAUAAGAAAUUUUGUUGGUGUUAUUACAGAUAACUAAUUACAUCUAUAGCCCUUGAAAAUGUAAAAAGGAUGGCAAUAUUCUUUGAAUUAUUCUGGUACAAGGUUUUCGGGGGGUACUCCCGCGAAUUUUGGAUAGGGGUGUGCCGCGAAGGUUCGUGAACCCUAACCCUAUUUAAGGACUAAGAAAGCGAAAACUGAUACCCUUUUUAAGGCCCAAAGCCGAAAAAUGACACCCUUUUCAAGGAAAAAACAAAAUUAUUAAUAGCAUGAAAAGGAAAACUUUAUUUCUUCUCUGUAACAUUGGAUGUAUAGCAUCAAGCAUAAAACACUAGAAUAAGCCUAGUUUAAUAACCAUGAUACAUCUCUCAAUACCUGUUCAAUACUGUUUUCACACUCCAGUAUUAGAUAAUACAAUUAAGCUACCCUAUCUAAGGAUCACAGCAGGGACACAGAAACAAAAGGGUCGAAAAAGAUACCCUAUUUAAGGGCCGAGAACCUCAAAAACCAUACCCUAUUCCGCGGCACGUGCCUAUAUAGCCCAUAUAUGGGAGUACCCCCGGGAAGGUUUUGUCCACUGAAAAUUAAAAUUACUCAAUUUCCUGGUGGAUUCCACAUUAGCAAAACCGCCCCAAACUACGAGUAGUUUCUUCCUUUAACAAAACUCGUUAACGUCCGUUUUAAUAGUCAGAAUAGGUCCUUAUUUUUUUUACUCAUUUAGUUGCCAACUGUUUGAAUUCAUAUUACAUUUUCACUGUUACAAAGUUACAUAUCAUCUUUCUUUAAUUUGAUAGAAAUUAAAACUGCGUGUUAGGAAUAAUGUCUCACUUAGCUGGGCCCUUCCGCGUGGGCACUCAGUCGCUUAAUGAACUACUUACCCCUUAGAAUCUUCUAUUCUGUAAUUCAAGCAGCUGUCCGUGGGUAAUAGACGUACUCUUUGGCUGAUACCUCCCACAUUAUCUCGGGCUAUAUUAUAACGACAGCCCUAAGGUAGUUAUUUCAGCCGAACCAUUCCUCGAAAUUUGAAAAUUCAAGUUAACAAUGGAUUUUUUGAGAUGCAGGUGAUUUUCCGUCAUCUCUUCUUCUUAAUAAAAUCUCGUCAGUUAUUUGUAAUAAACUUGACCUUGCAGCAAGACACGCAGAGUGAUAAUUCGAUCCAACUCGGCUUCCCUUUAAAUUUGUUGCACUGCGUUAGUAUAAUUGCCUCCUGCUUUGGCGAUCUCCCUGACGUUGUAUUGUUUUGUGCAUUUUUCAUCGGGAAGCAACUUUAAUCAUAAUAUAGUUUCCCUCAGGGACAAUAUUCCAAGCUGCCCUUAAUAAAGGCCUGUUCGCAUUAACAAAAAAGCCGGGUUCAAGUGAACGCGUAGACGUAAUACGGUGCAAAAUAUGAAUUUAUGCAUAUCUAUUAACUUCAGCAAAUUAAAUAGCCACACAACUAUAGAUAUGACUAAUGCUGCAAGGCUGACAAAAACUGUAGUUGCCACCUUCUUAAUGUAUUGAUUCCCUUUUUUCUGGUUGUUUGCCAUUGCAGUUACCUCGAAAACGAUCUGGGACUAUGUUUCAGGGGCACCCAACGAGAAUUUAGUUCAAAACCGCUAAAACAUAGCAUUGUUAAACGUAUUUUGGUAUUUAAACAGUAGAUAUAGGCAUAUGUUUAUCCACUAAAAAUUUUUCAUCUGUUCGGAUUUCCUAGCUGAAAGUCUAGUGAUCCGAAAAUUAUAGGGAUCAAAACUUACCUUUUCGAAAAUUUCAGCCAGAAAAAAGGCUCCCGAAAAUUCUAGGUGACCAUUUUAGGGUAAAAAUCCGUCAAAAUAGGCAAUUAUACCAUGUUUUAGAUGUUCGAAAAUCCUAGGAGAAGCAGGCAAGCAAGAAAUUUUUCAACAAAAGAUCUCAAAUCGUCUUCCGAACAGAUAUUUUUCCGAACAUUGUCGUUGGGUACCCCUGCUAUGUGUCGCCGCUUGAACCGCCCGCUUCUAGUGCAACAGUUUCUCGUUUUUUUUAUGUCCAUUAUACUCCCGUAUGGCGAUUCUAAUUAAACCUCAAAGCCUAUACUUAGACUGAUGAGGCAGAUUCAAGGGAAAUAAGCGCAUUCGUCAUUAGAAGGCCAAAAACUGGAAAUUAUAUACACGAUUCCAAUUAUUUGCUUAAACGUAACCUUUUUCUCCGCAAGCAUUUUUAGGAACAUAGUGAUAAUACGAAAGCGAGAGCAGGCCAACUCGGUGCCAGAGGCGCAUCUCUUUGUUUUUUCGGUUUAUUUCGAUGAUAAUUUUAUCUCCCCAACGGACUUUCAAAGGGAAAAAGACGAGUAAUUUCACAAAUUAAUUCACUAAUAGGAUUCCCGUUAAAAAGCUUUUCUCGAUCGAGAUGUAGAGGUGUUUCUCUUCACCUUUUACUUUUUACUGAAAUGCUUAUGACAUUUUUGUUAAAAACAUCCGGUAGCACUGAGGAUUCACAAAGUGAUACCCUAGCCACCUGUAGGUGUUUCAAAUUAAGCUUAACUACCAUUGCUCCAAGCCAAUCAAAUUGCAGAAAUUUCUCAUGUAGUGGUAUAAAUUUAGUAAUUGUCAUUAUACGACCCUUCCGUCUUUUUCGCUUCCGAGAGGUAUGGUUAGGUAAUGUACGCAAGUUCAAUGCACUAUCCGGAUGACUGAAGACCUUUGCAACAAAUGGAUCAAACCAAUUAAUCAUUUUCACAGGUGAACGUAAAUAAAGAAAAGCGAGGACAUAAAGAUCACUUAUAUUAGUCAAUACAAAACGAAGGACGAAUCUCAGUAGAACGCAUCCUGAACUAUCGGAGACAUUUCAGUUAAUUCUACGAAAGCGUAUUCCUUUAAUCCGUUUUUAAAAACAAAUGCGUAUUCCGAGAGCUCUUCAGGAAUGUGAUGGGAGAAACUCAAGAGUUUUAUUCAACGCUUGUCGCUAACUGCAUUGUCAACGCUUUCUUCUCUUACACCGCUAUCGCGCUGAACACCGUAACGAUACAAGCGCUGAGAAAAACGUCGCAGAUACCAAAGACUUUAAAAAUACUGCUUCUGAGUCUGGCUGCAUCGGAUCUUUCGGUUGGUUUACUUAUUCAGCCUCUGUUCAUUGCAUUUCUUCUUUUAAGAAUAGAACAGAGCUCUAACAGUGUUAUUUAUACGGUAGAGAUAGCAUAUUACACCCAGCACAUUUUAUUUUCUUCCGCCUCGUUCCUCGGCGUUGUGGCUUUAACUGUUGACAGAUACUUAGCUAUAUGUCUUCAUCUCAGAUACCAGGAACUUGUGACUCAUAGGCGGGUUGUUGCUGUAGUAAUCGCCACUUGGGUGUUAAGUGUAAUUCUUUCCUUAAUGACUUGGAUCAUCACAAGGCAGGUUACUCUCAUCAUAUUAGUGACCCUUCAAGCUGUUUUUAUAAUAACCACAGGAUUCUCCUACUACAAGAUAUACGCAAUCAUAAGACGCCUCAAGAAUCAAAUUUGCGCUCUGCAAAUUCAACAGGCAGCACAAAAUGACGGAAUGGCAAAUGCAGUAAGGCUAAGAAAAACUGCAGUUGGUACAUUCUACGUGUAUAUUGCAUUUUUAGCUUGUUAUGGGCCAUUAUUUUGCGUCUUACUUUCUUUAAGAAUUUAUGGGGAAACUACUCUGCUACUGCAAUUGUGGUAUUAUGCUAUGACUCUUGUGUUUAUGAAUUCAUCUUUGAAUCCUCUGAUCUACUGCUUGAAGAUGAGACAGGUGAGACAAGUUAUAAUUAUGGAAAUACUGCGAAACAUCCGCUUUCUGAGUCAAUAAAGCGAGAGGAGAUCAGUUUGACAAAGCUAUAUUUUAUAUGUGGCCGAUGAUUUGUCAAAAACCAAGACGAUUUAUGGACAAAACAGGAGCAAAGCAACAGCUCUGUACUCCGCGUGCAUCACGAUCACCGAGGCACUUUUUCAAGCAGAUUUCUUUGUCGUUGACUGCACAACCAAGACUUGAAAUUUACCAUUGCAAGUGGUCUUAGGGCUCAACGUAGGAUGAAACUUUUUUCUCUUUUUCAACUUUGAUGCGCUUCCUGCCAUUCAGGUCCAAGAAAUUUCUCCUAACAUUGCAUUUGAUAAUCGGAUUCGAGCAAGGUCAAAUGAGUCUAUCUUACUCGAGCUACACGUCCAACUCUUGGCGAUAGUGCAUUCCAGUCAGCUGCACCUUUUCUCUGGAACGGCAUUACCUUCGGCAAUUUGCAAAAUAAAGAUAUUGGACACUUUUAAGACUGCUGUUAACACUCAUUUUUUUAAUUUGGCUUUUAAAUGGAUUUUUUUUACUCAUGUCUUGAUCUUUUAACUAGGUUUUUAAGUAGGUACAAUUAGCAAUUAGUAAUUGUUGGCUUUUAUUUCGUACAGGUUGGUAGUUUAUAAUAGUUCCUUACGUUUUAGUCUCCUUUUACACCACUGUUAAUUUAACAAUAUUGUAAAGCGCAACUCAAUAUAUCCAUAUAGAGUUUUGCGCUAAAUAAAUGUAAAUUUAUUUAUUAUUAUUAUUUUGGAAAAACAGUGAUGAUUUUGUCACUGGUUGAACCUUAUUCCUCUCUUCAUUUGCGUUUCCAUCCUGCUGUCGUUGGAAAUUCAUUAAAAUUCGCUGUACGUAUUAGCAGUCGUCGGUCAACAUUCGCGAGUAACAGUGCACUGUUACCCUCUAACGUCAUAGAUUUUGCAAUGUUGCCAGCUCAGAGAUUUUGGCUUGAAACAGUUUCAUUGUUAGUUGUCAAGUGACCUCGAAGUAACCAAUGAGAGCGCGCGCUGUUGGGAAGAAAUUUCCAGCUCGAUAACAAUUAUAUUACUUACUUGAUCGGGACAUCUACCAAUUUAGGUCCAUUCGAAAGCCGGAUAUAAGAGAUUGCUUUCCCUGGUAAACAAGAAUGGCAAAGUGAUAAAAAUAAUGGUCCACUGAUGUAAUUUAAGACUAUUAUUUAGGCACAGAAAUUGCUUUCCUCAGCGUAGUUCCAGUCUGUUGAUACGGAUGGCAAUGAUGGACAUGGAUUUAUAUGUAUGCCUGCAAAAACAAACAUCAUGGUUAGUUCUCCCUGGUGAAAUUUGUAUUAUAUCUUUACAACUCUAAAGACUCUACAGCAGCAUUUCGUGUAUAGGCGAACUUAGCACAGCAGAAUCGACUUAGAACAGGUCGAACCACGACACAUCCGGUAAUGAUACCUCCCAUAUGACGUACCUUUGCAGUUUUAAAGAAGAAAAAAAAAGGUAAUUCAUGACAUAACUAUUCCCGAGAACGGAUAUUUUUGGUUAAGAAGAGCAGGUGUUUUUCUUAUUAAUUCUUCCUGCUUAAAUAAGUUUUUCUUUUUUGUGUAAACAAUUCCGGUGGAAGGGCUCGCCGAGUGAUAUUUUUGGCAAUCAGUGUGUUUUUCUUUUGUUUCCGUCGCACGUUCUCCUUAAAACUAGCUGUUCUUUCCACUAAUUGAACGCCAACGUACUAUUCAAAUUGAAACCUAAAGUGCAUGUUGUGGACGAAGAUAAAGACCGAACACUAGCUUUCUUCUUUUUCUACCUUUAACGGUCAAGAAAUCUUACUGGCACUGUGUAUACGUACCGAAUCGAAAAGUGUUGCAUAGGAGAUAUAUCCAAUGUCAGUGAAACAAGUGAAAGUGAAACAGUUUUAGACGGUAAACAAGAAAAAGGGUUAGACAUCAGACGGUCAAUCCAGUGAAUUUAAGACAUUGAUUGACUGUGGAACAUACAACUUCCAAAAACUGAGUUACGGUCCAGUCGCAUUCUGACAAUUGUGUGAAAAAACAGUCUCACCAAAUCCUUUAACAGCUCUGAUGAUACAAACUAAAGAAUGCAUUCAGCGCUUGUCAUUACAUGUGUAUGGAACGCUUUCUUGUCUUCCACCGCCAUCGCGUUGAACAUCAUAACAAUACAAGCCCUAAGAAAAGCGUCAUCGUUCCCAAAAACUUUACAAACACUGCUGUUAAGUCUGGCGGUGUCUGAUCUUGGUGCAGCCUAGUCCUUAGGCGUUCUCGGCGCGGUCAAUCCUGGACUCCACCGUGAGCUGUGACGUCACCGGGAGAUACUCGCCAAUAUUGGCUAGGCGUUCUCUCGCCCGCUCUUUCCCAGACUUCGCGCGGACAACGGGUCAAGAGGGAACGCCUAGGGACUAGGCUGAUCUUGGUGUAGGUUUGCUUGUCCAACCUUUAUUCAAAGCAGAUCUUGUUUUGAAAACAGCGGAACGGAUCACAAACAAUUGCCGGAUUUGUACUUUGAGCUUGGAGAUCGGACAGGUUCUAUUUGCCUCUGCUUCUUUCGUUGGUGUUGUCGCAUUAACUGUCGAUAGAUUCUUGGCAAUCCAUCUUCAUGUAAGAUACCAGGAACUUGUGACUCACAAGCGUGUUGUUGCUGCAGUGAUCUCAAUCUGGGUGUUUAGUGCACUAGUUUCCCUUCUUGAAUCGAUCCAGAUCAAAAGCGAGGUCAUAUUUAUAAUAUUAAUAAGCACGGAGACUGUGUGUUACAUUACUACAGGAUUGCUUUACUGCAAGAUAUACGUCGCCGUACAGCAACACAGAAAUCAGAUUCACGCCCUGCGAGAGCAGCAAAUAUUACAUUUUACGUGUAUGUCGUGUUUGUGGCUUGCUAUUUACCAUUCUACAGCGUCAGAUUUGCCAUGA
This is a messenger RNA of Porites lobata, 8000 nucleotides long. The record is from the annotation of a GenBank genome assembly. NCBI's taxonomy places the organism in Eukaryota, Metazoa, Cnidaria, Anthozoa, Scleractinia, Poritidae.